This is a messenger RNA of Menidia menidia (Atlantic silverside), 888 nucleotides long. Lineage: Eukaryota; Metazoa; Chordata; Actinopteri; Atheriniformes; Atherinopsidae. The record is from the annotation of a GenBank genome assembly.
AUGAAUGUGCCGAUCACUUCGCGGCUGCACAGGAGAAACGCAAUGGACCUCCACAAAAUCAUCCACAGUGCGCUGCACGAAUUUAUCCAGAACUACAUUCCUGAUGCAGAUCUCAGCACACUGGACGAUGUUCUCCUGUCCUACAUCACUGGAGUCCUGGAGGACCUCGGCUCCCAGCAGAGUGUUGAGGAGAAUUUUGAUGUGGAGGUCUUUGCAGAAAUGUUGGAAGCUUAUAUACCUGGCUUUGCCAAAAUAGACAGUGUCAAAGUUUGUGAGAUGAUGUUCAGUCUAGCUUCAAAGCUAGCUUCUGCACGGACUUCAGCUAAUGAGGAAAAUGGUGUGCCUAAGGAAAGGUCAGAGGAGUUAUCUCUGAAACUGGCCACUCUUACCAGUCAGCCCCCACCACAGAGGGAACCGCAGUGCCUUCAAACUCAGACAGAGGGCGCCACUGCAAAGCGGCCGGAGUCAGAAUGGGAGUCCCAGGAGCAGCACCUGCUGGAGAUGUUCCCAAAGUGCAGUUUGUCGGAGGCUCGCAGCGCCCUGUCCAUCGCCAAAGGAGACAUGGAAGAAGCAGUGCGUCUCAUCAUCGAAGGCGACGUUCAGCUGAGCCCGACCCCUCUAAACGUAAACCAGGGGAAGAGCAUUGCUGACCAGAAACUUAAAGAGACCAUUCUCGAGAAGUACAUGCUCGUCGACAGCGAGGAAGAUAACAAGACACACCGGCCAGUCGCUCCAAAAGAAGCUCCAAAGAAACUUGUCCGUUACCAUGGCAACCAGGUAGUAACCACUAAAGGAGAGCGAUACCAACUCGUGAAGAAAAGUGAGACUGAUGACAUGAAAAAGACUUAUGUCAACCUGAAGCCGGCAAGAAAGUACAGGUUCCAUUGA